This is a messenger RNA of Lates calcarifer (barramundi perch), 1489 nucleotides long. Its product is annotated as claudin-10. The record is from RefSeq and is a predicted model, not a curated record. Gene Ontology annotation, biological process: cell adhesion; bicellular tight junction assembly. The transcript is spliced from 5 exons. Lineage: Eukaryota; Metazoa; Chordata; Actinopteri; Centropomidae. The coding region runs from base 95 to 796 and encodes 233 amino acids. Gene Ontology annotation, molecular function: structural molecule activity. Gene Ontology annotation, cellular component: bicellular tight junction; plasma membrane.
ACACAUGUCCACAGUGUAAUUUGACUGCCUGAGGCAAUUUUAUUUCUUCUCUUUUGAAUCUGCCAAAAGACUAUACAUAUCUCAACCCCACCAAAUGUCAGGUUUGCAGAUUCUGGCUUUUCUCAGCGGUCUGGCCGGGCUGGGUGCCACCAUCGGCGCCACAGUUUCCAAUGAAUGGAGGGCCACCAGCCGGGCGUCCUCAGUCAUCACAGCAACCUGGGUGCUCCAGGGUCUGUGGAACAACUGUGCUGGAAAUGCCAUUGGAGCUGUGCAUUGCAGACCACAUCAUACCAUCCUUCAGCUGGAAGGUUACAUCCAAGCAUGUAGGGGACUGAUGAUUGCAGCCGUCUGUCUGGGUUUUUUUGGUUCUGUAUUUGCCCUGGUUGGAAUGAAAUGCACCAAAAUCGGAGGAACUGACAAAAGCAAAGCCAGGAUUGCCUGCUUUGCUGGUGUCAAUUUCAUUCUUAGUGGCCUCUGCUCACUGUCAGCGUGCUCCCUUUACGCACAUCGGAUUACAUCAGAGUUUUUUGAUCCGAUGUUUGUGGCACAGAAGUAUGAACUGGGAGCUGCUCUUUUUAUCGGCUGGGCAGGCUCUAUCCUCUGUAUCCUCGGGGGCAGCAUGCUGUGUUUCUCCAUCACAGAUUCUUUUUCCAAAAGCCACAGUCAGGCAAACUAUAUCUACAAAGGUGCUGCCUCACAUUCUCAUAUCUCCUCCUACCCAAGAGGGCAGGCAAGGUCUGAAAACCAGAGGCCGCCUCCUAGACUACAGCAGCUCCUCCAGGAUUCAGCACUUUGAUAAGAACGUAUAUGUUUGAGGGAUGUGAAUAUAAACCACAUUUAGUCGAAGCCACUGGUGAGUCUUAAAAGAUAUACUAAGUCUAAAAGAUACAGAAUGGUAGAUGAGACUUGGUGGUUUCUGUCAGACAACAGCAGAAUUUGCAGACACUGAUCUGUGGCUUACCAGGAAUUGCAUUUACAAUAUUUACAUGUCUCUUCUGGGGCAUUGAAUUUAAAGGUGUAUGACACAGUUUACUCUCUGAUCUUAGGGAAUUAUUUGUAUAUCAUUUUCAGGACACAACUUCUGCAUUUCACUGUUCUACAUGUUGCUCUGUAUUGAAUAUAUUGUUACGUUUGUCUUAUAAUGAAACAGCAAAAAUCCAAAACAUUUGGUCCAAAAUGGACCUUUGGGAUUUAAUAUUGUCAUUUUAUAUUUUAGUGGCUGUAUAUGACAAUAAAGUUUGUAAUAUUUUGUCAGACAUUUACUUUGUUGGUUGUAUCUUUAACUAUAAGUAACCUAUGCAUGCUGUUAAUCUAUAAUGACAACAUUUAAAACAGUGUAAGACACAGAUUUUUUGUUUAACAUGUCAUAACCAUUAACUAUGAUUUUGUAAGUUGAAGUAAAAAAGGCUGUAUCUUGUCAUUGUUUGUGCUGUUAAUGUUGAGUCAGUCUCUCUUUCUUAGAGUUAAAAACAAAAUGAAUAAAUCUGAG